Molecule: messenger RNA, 936 nt
Organism: Rotaria socialis
Lineage: Eukaryota; Metazoa; Rotifera; Eurotatoria; Philodinida; Philodinidae
Source: the annotation of a GenBank genome assembly
AUGCGUCCAUCUACCAACAGAAAAAUCAGCACUGGAAAGAGUAUGCUCGCGAAACUGUCAGACAAAGUGCGCGAUGUUGUGUUUACCAAUCGCAAUUUAUAUCCCUGCUACAAUGAACUUCCGAUUGCGGGACACGAACCUCAUUUGCGAACCUAUUACCGAGAAGCCUGCUUCGACACUUAUUUGCCAAUUCGAGCCUGGUUUUUUCUCGGCGAAAUCACAAACUCGAUUGAUGCUCUCAAUAACAAGGCUCGUCAUCGAAUUUUGGUGCGCGAUAGCGAAGGAAAGAACAAUAUAUCCAUUGAUUUCUGGAACAGCCUAGCAGGGAGCACAAUGUUCGAUUACGGUCUCCUCAAACAGGGACACACAGUAUGCAUCCAUUUUGCCAGUCGACAAAAUUCGAGUCUAGGCGUCAGUAUUGAUAAAAGUUUUAAGAAAGUACAAGUCUUCCCCACUUCUCUCCAAAUAUUACUCACAACAAUGUCAAGCGAAAUCAACGAGCAUAUUCCUCUCCGUCCAUGGGCGAAAUCAAGCGACGCUCAAAUAAUAGCUCAUCUUUUAGACAAAAACCGUUAUCCAUUGCACUAUAAACCACUGGAACCAGCUCAUUGUUGGAAUUGUAAAAAGGUAGUGGGUAGUGAAAACGAGCUGAAGCUGAUGAAAUGUGCUCGCUGUAUGAUAGCUCUUUAUUGUGGCAAACCAUGCCAAACGAAUCAUUGGACAACUAGUCACAAGUAUUGCUGUAACUCACAUAGUGUUUAUUCAUCAAUGAUUAGCGAGAUCAAGCAAACUCUCGAUAAUAAUGCUAAAUAUUUGUUCGAGUUCGUCAGUACAGACGACGAGGAAGAAAACGAUCCUGAACAUAAACAGGAAAUCAAAGCGGGAGAUCUACAAAAGCAACAAUACGUGACGUAUGAUACAGACGAUGCUGAUUAA